Molecule: messenger RNA, 3489 nt
Organism: Mesorhabditis belari
Lineage: Eukaryota; Metazoa; Nematoda; Chromadorea; Rhabditida; Rhabditidae
Source: the annotation of a GenBank genome assembly
AUGCGAAAUCUCACCGGACUUUGUCUUCGCCCACAUUUAUGGACACAACUUCGACAUGGGAGUUCUGUCGUGAAAAGACGAGAAUUCAACAAAGUAAUGGUGGCGAAUCGAGGUGAGAUCGCGAUUCGCGUUUUUCGAGCACUCACCGAAUUGAACAAAACAAGUGUGGCCAUUUAUUCGGAACAGGACAAACACUCGAUGCAUCGACUGAAAGCCGACGAGGCUUAUUUGGUGGGGAAGGGUCUUCCGCCUGUCGCCGCCUAUCUUACAAUAGAACAGAUUAUCGACACCGCUCUAAAGAACAAUAUCGAUGCUAUCCAUCCUGGAUAUGGAUUUCUCUCCGAACGAGCUGAUUUUGCACAAGCCUGCGAAAAUGCUGGAAUUGUUUUUAUUGGUCCGAGUCCUGAUGUGAUGGCGAGAAUGGGUGAUAAGGUUGCCGCAAGACAAGCAGCGAUUGAAGCCGGAGUACAAGUUGUACCGGGUACUUCUGGACCGAUAAGCACAGCUGAUGAAGCUGUCGAAUUUGCAAAAACCUAUGGAACACCAAUCAUUUUGAAGGCGGCUUAUGGUGGAGGUGGACGAGGAAUGAGAAGAGUGGACAAAAUUGAAGAUGUAGAAGAAGCUUUUCGUCGAGCUUAUUCCGAAGCUCAAUCAGCUUUUGGUGAUGGAAGUUUGUUUGUGGAAAAGUUCGUUGAAAGACCACGACAUAUCGAAGUGCAACUUUUGGGUGAUCACCAUGGGAAUAUUGUUCAUUUAUAUGAAAGAGAUUGUUCUGUACAAAGGAGGCACCAAAAGGUGGUUGAAAUUGCUCCCGCUCCAGCACUUCCACCGGGAGUUCGUGAAAAGAUUUUGGACGAUGCAAUUCGCCUCGCAAAACAUGUUGGAUAUCAAAAUGCUGGAACCGUUGAAUUUUUGGUUGAUCAGAAAGGACAUCACUAUUUUAUUGAGGUCAACGCUCGUUUACAAGUUGAGCACACAGUUACAGAAGAAGUUACUGGAGUGGAUCUCGUUCAGGCCCAGAUUCGAGUUGCUGAAGGAAAAGCGUUAGAAGAUCUAAAAUUGAAACAAAGCACAAUUCAAGUGAAUGGAGCCGCAAUUCAAUGUCGACUUACAACCGAAGAUCCAGCUCGAGGUUUCCAACCAGAUUCCGGUCGGAUUGAAGUUUUUCGAUCUGGUGAGGGUAUGGGCAUUCGAUUGGAUUCUGCUUCUGCUUAUGCCGGCUCAGUAAUCACACCACAUUACGAUUCGCUUUUGGUCAAAGUGAUCGCCUCAGCCAGAAGUCAUCACAAUGCUGCCGCUAAGCUUAUUCGUGCUUUGAAAGAGUUCCGAAUUCGUGGAGUCAAGACGAACAUUCCAUUUCUACUAAACGUACUUCAACAUCAAUCGUUUACUGAUGCGGCCGUGGACACGUAUUUCAUUGAUGAACACCCAGAACUUUUUGCAUUCAAACCAAGCCAAAACCGUGCUCAAAAACUACUUGCCUAUCUCGGAGAGGUUCAAGUGAAUGGUGCAACAACUCCCCUUGCCACUUCACUCAAGCCAGCGCAUGUUGUGCCUCCAGUACCCCAUGUUCGAGCCGAUCAAGAACCCGUUACCAGAUCAAGGCCACCAGUCGGUUUGCAUAGCGUUUUGGUCAAUGAGGGAGCUGAAGCCUUCGCUAAAGCCGUUCGAAGAAAGAAAGGAUGUAUGAUUACAGACACCACUUUCCGAGAUGCGCAUCAAUCUUUACUCGCAACUCGCGUGCGCACUUAUGAUAUGGCCAAAAUUUCUCCAUUUGUCUCUUCCGCUUUCCCACAUCUAUUUUCAAUGGAGAACUGGGGAGGAGCUACUUUCGAUGUUUCGAUGCGUUUCUUGCACGAGUGUCCAUGGGAACGAUUGGAGACUCUCCGAAAAUUGAUUCCAAACAUUCCUUUCCAGUGUCUACUACGGGGUGCGAAUGCAAUGGGUUACAGCAAUUAUCCAGACAAUGUCAUCAACAAGUUUGCUGAACUUGCUGUCAAAUCUGGAAUGGACAUCUUCCGUGUGUUCGAUUCGCUCAAUUAUCUUCCAAAUUUGUUAGUUGGAAUGGAGGCUGUGGGACGGGCUGGUGGAGUCGUUGAAGCUGCAAUUGCUUACACGGGCGAUGUUUCUGAUUCAACGCGAACCCAGUACAAUUUGCAAUACUAUAUGGAUUUGGCUGAGCAACUUGUGAAAGCACAAUGCCAUAUUCUUUGUAUUAAGGAUAUGGCGGGCGUAUUGAAGCCAGCAGCGGCAAAGUUAUUGAUCACCGCUCUUCGAGACAAAUACCCCGAUAUGCCGAUCCAUGUGCAUUCCCAUGACACAGCUGGAGCGGCUGUUGCAUCAAUGGUUGAAUGUGCCAAGGCCGGCGCAGACAUUGUAGACGCGGCUGUUGAUUCGAUGUCCGGCAUGACGUCACAACCAAGCAUGGGAGCAAUUGUCGCCUCACUACAAGGAACAAACUUCGAGACUGGACUAAACCUUGACGCCAUCUCACAGUAUUCGGCUUAUUGGGAAAGUGCUCGACAAUUGUAUGCUCCGUUCGAGUGUGCCACAACGAUGAAGAGCGGAAAUGCGGAUGUGUAUAAACACGAAAUCCCCGGUGGACAAUACACAAAUCUGCAAUUCCAAGCUUUCUCUCUGGGUCUUGGGGAUAAAUUUGAUGAAGUGAAACGGAUGUACAGAGAAGCAAAUCUCGCACUUGGCGAUAUCAUAAAAGUUACUCCAUCGUCAAAAAUUGUUGGCGAUUUGGCUCAAUUUAUGGUGCAAAACAAUUUGACACGAGAAACACUGGUUGAUCGAGCUGACGAGUUGUCCUUCCCAAAGAGUGUCGUCGAAUUUAUGCAGGGUCAUGUUGGACAACCACCAUAUGGAUUCCCAGAACCGCUUCGUACAAAGGUUCUACGAGGAAAACCGAAAAUCGAUGGACGAAGUGGCGCUCAACUACCAGCUUUGGACUUUGAUAAAGUAAAAGUUGAAUUGGAGGAAAAGCAUGGCCGAAAGUUGAGAGAGGUCGAUGUGAUGUCCUCGGCCAUGUUCCCACGAGUUUUUGAUGACUUUGAGCAAUUCCGACAACGAUUUGGACCUGUGGACAAAUUACCAACUCGAGUUUUCUUUUCCGGUCUUGAUAUUGCUGAAGAAUGUGAUGUUGAAAUUGAAACUGAAAAUGAAAUAUUUUCGGUUUUCUUUGAUUUGAACGGACAAAUGCGAUCGAUUUUCGUGCAAGAUAGAGAAGCCAGCAAGGAGAUUGUGGUUCGACCAAGAGCUCUCGCGGGUGUAAAGGGAAGUAUUGGUGCUCCAAUGCCUGGUGAAGUGUUGGAAUUGAAAGUGAAAGAAGGGGACAAGGUCACUCCAAAGCAACCACUCUUUGUGCUAUCAGCGAUGAAAAUGGAAAUGUUGAUUGAUGCGCCGAUUGCUGGAACUGUUGUGAGAAUUCAUGCCAAGAAAGGAGACAAAUUUGAGGCCGGCGAUUUGGUGAUCGAAAUUGAACCC